This is a messenger RNA of Tarenaya hassleriana, 605 nucleotides long. Its product is annotated as cytochrome b-c1 complex subunit 8-like. Gene Ontology annotation, biological process: mitochondrial electron transport, ubiquinol to cytochrome c. Lineage: Eukaryota; Viridiplantae; Streptophyta; Magnoliopsida; Brassicales; Cleomaceae. The record is from RefSeq and is a predicted model, not a curated record. Bases 80 to 298 code for a protein of 72 amino acids. The transcript has 2 exons.
GACGGGAACCUUCGUCAUCGUCAUCGUCUGUUGCGUGAGUUGCCUGGAUUGACGGAAGAAGAAGAAGAAGAAGAAGAAGAUGGGGAAGCAGCCGGUGAAGAUGAAGGCGGUGGUGUACGCUCUGUCUCCGUUUCAGCAGAAGGUGAUGACUGGUCUCUGGAAGGAUCUUCCGGAGAAGAUCCACCACAAGGUCUCCGAGAAUUGGAUCAGCGCUACUCUCCUCCUCACCCCCGUCCUCGGCACCUACUGGUAUGCUCAACACUACAAGGAAAAGGAGAAAUUGGAGCACAGGUUCUGAACCAUGGAUUUGCAUCUAUUCGUUCAAUACAAGUGCCUAAUUAUAUUUUCACCUAUAGUGGGAAGUUCCGAGUUGGUUCUCGACAACUUUGGUCCAGUAUUUGCUUGAAUAAAUGGUUUGUCUCGUCGAUUACAGUUAGUUAACUGAGUUUGCUUCUUGCCCCAAAUGACCGAAUGCUUUUUUUUUGGGUGUUCUGGUGCUACCCAUGUUUCUAUGUUGAAGAUCUGAUGUGUUUUGUUCUUUGUCGGAUACGGCUCGGGUAUCCGACUCUAAACCCGAAUACCUUAUACAUGACGAGUUUUGGGCA